AUGCCGAAAUUUAUAGGAAGAAUUAGUGAUAGAGGAAACUGGGACGAAAAUAAAAUGAAAGAAGCUGUUAAAAAUGUGAUGGAAGGCAAGUUAUCUGUAAGACAAGCGGCAGACAGGUAUGAUGUACCUAUACCAAGAAUAUCACUUUAUGAUCGCCUGAAAGUUUUGAAAAAAGGCAAAGAGGUUGCUUUUUACCCGAAGUUGGGGCGAUUUGAAUCCACAUUUUCUGAAAAAAAAUUUAUGCUACUAUACGAGCACGUUAAAGAACUGGACAAUCGUCUUAUGCCAUUGGAAUCAAAUCCUGUCCUCUUAAUUUUGGAUGGCCACGCUAGUCAUAACCAGCUGGCAGUUAUAAAAUAUGCACGUAAUCAUCACAUUCAUAUGCUGAGCACAGCACCUCAUACAACUCAUAAAUUGCAGCCGUUGGACAGGAAAUUUUUUAAACGUUUUAAGUCUGCAUUUGCAACUGCAAGUUCAGCAUGGAUGAGGCGAAAUCCUGCAGAUAGAAUCACUGACUAUGAUAUUGCUGCACUUGUGGACGAAGCCUUUAGCAGAUCAGCAAGAUGUCAUGCAAGAAGUUUCUUCCAAGAAAAUAUGUUCAAUCGGUUCUCAGCAGCACAUUUUUUAUCGCCAGUACCAUCCACUAGUCAUAUAUUAUCUGCAAAUGAACCGGAGCCUUCAACCAGCUCAAUAGAUUUAUCGAAACAGCUGUCACCAUUUCCUGAUGCAUCAAAAAAACGGUCGUUAACGCGGGCUCGAAAAACUCAAAGGAGCGAGAUCAUAACAUCAUCACUUUACAAAAAAGAUGUAGAGAAAAGACAGAAAAGUAGAGACAAUAAUAAAGUUAAAGCGAAACAACAAAAAAGUAAAGGCACUAAAAAGAUAUUGAAAACAACAAAAAAUAUUCAAAGUCUUUCCAAAGGAAAUCGAGAAGAAGAGACUGAAUGCAUCAUAUGUGGAGAAACAUUUGAAGAGGCCUGGAUUCAGUACCAGGAAUUCAAAACUGGGCUCAUGAAGACUGUGUCUACAUAG
Parnassius mnemosyne (clouded apollo) is the source of this 1032-nucleotide messenger RNA. The record is from the annotation of a GenBank genome assembly. NCBI's taxonomy places the organism in Eukaryota, Metazoa, Arthropoda, Insecta, Lepidoptera, Papilionidae.